Messenger RNA from Rodentolepis nana, 609 nucleotides. NCBI's taxonomy places the organism in Eukaryota, Metazoa, Platyhelminthes, Cestoda, Cyclophyllidea, Hymenolepididae. The record is from the annotation of a GenBank genome assembly.
AUGUUGAUCACUGCGCCACACUACUUUCACAAGCUGUGCAUCGAUCCCUGGUUGCUAGAGCAGCGCUCCUGUCCCAUGUGCAAAUUGGAUAUUCUUCAGGCGUACGAUUUCCGACCUGACAUGGAUCGUUCCUGUCCGGCGUCCACUGGAGUGGACUCGAACUCAACUGCCCCGGUUGCAACUGUCCCCGUCCCAGGACCCUCUAUAGAGCCAAGUUCGAGUCCUCUCCUGGUUCGAGCCGGUGUGGAGCACGUGGAAGAGGGGGAAAGAGAUGAGAAACUUUUUACUAGUAAUGGACAAACUCGAAGUAAUGAUUCACCGGAAUGUGUUACCACCGCUUCUGUCUCCACUUCUUACCAUGACUUGGAGCAUCAAUCAGAUGGUUCUCAUGGAAACUCCGGUCGAAGGGAGUUCUUGCAGGGUCUUUUCAGAUCUUCUUCAAUCUCCAACCCCCGACGUCACCAACAUUCAACUCACAGGCUGCGUCGAAAUAGGUCGAGGAAUGUGGAAGUAGUUGCAGCAUCAGUGGAGCCAACUCAAUCACAUCUUCUCUCAGAAGAUGCUGAGAACCUAGAUUCAAAUCCUCCAAACAUCACCCACCUUUCAUGA